Molecule: messenger RNA, 1877 nt
Organism: Rhopilema esculentum
Lineage: Eukaryota; Metazoa; Cnidaria; Scyphozoa; Rhizostomeae; Rhizostomatidae
Product: galanin receptor 2a
Biological process (GO): G protein-coupled receptor signaling pathway
Cellular component (GO): plasma membrane
Molecular function (GO): G protein-coupled receptor activity
Source: RefSeq, a predicted model, not a curated record
CCUGCUCGUUUCUAAUAAAUGCAAGACCAGUUAUCAUAACGAGAAAAACAAUCACGGGCAAGGCAGAGACAACAAAGAUUUGCGGCAAAGAUGAAAUGCUGUACGAUGUUUGCUUUUUUCUUCUUAAUAACGACAAGAAGCUUUACAGCAGGGAAAUCUAAUGGAACAGCUCUAUCGACUGUGAGCAAUACUACCAAUGAAACAGAACCAUCCAAGCCGGGGGGUUUUGAGCACCCCUCCCUCAGCAUCCUCUCCCCCGGCGUUCAUGCAUUCUUCGUCAUCAUUUACCUUAUGGUGUUCAUAAUUGGUGCCUCUGGAAACUCCCUGGUCUGCUUUAUUCUUGGACGCAAAAGCCAACUCAAAAAGGGUGAUGUAUUCAUUGUCUCAUUGGCAAUCGCUGAUCUUAUAGCUUGCAUCAUUUGGCCACUGCACAUGAUCACAUACCACAGCUAUACCUACUCGGCAUGGUUUUUCCAGCCCGGCACUCAGGCAGCCUUCUUUUUUGUGUUCUACACAACUUUAAUGGUCUCGUCUUGGCAGCUCCUUUUGAUCUCAAUCGACAGAUAUUGGGCAAUCACAAAACUGAUAAAAUGGCAAAGAAUAUCCAUGACCAAAAAGGUUGCUACAGCCGUAUUUUCAUGGGUCCUUGCAGCUUGCGUCAAAUUUCCCCUGACCUGGCGAAUGAACUUUGGAAUAUCUGACGAAGGAUACAAAAUAUAUUUGAUGGUGUGGACCUGCCUUGGCUGGAUCAUCCCCUUGAUCAUCGUUAGUGUUUUGUACACCUUGAGCAUCAAAAAGUUGAAAUCACAAGCUGUUAUCAAAGACAAAAGCGAGACAGCAAUGCGGAGACGUGAAGAGAACCAGAGGGUGGUGAAAAUGUUCAUAAUAAUCGUUGGCCUUUACUUCAUCUUUACAAUUCCCCAUUCGAUCAUCGAUUUGUUCAGAUACAUCGACAACAAAUCCGAUGCAGUUGUUGUCUUGCACGAAUGUUCGGUCAUCAUUGUCCUUUUCAACAGCUGCACCAACCCAUUUAUCUAUGCUAGAAUGCAUCGGGACGUCAACAGCUUUGUUGUGGGAGCUUGGCGCAAGGUGAAAGGCAAGAAGAAGUAUAUUACAGAGAGCACAACUGAAGGCGCAUCCGCAGAGACUGACAUUUAAAGCGAGGCUACGUAUUACCAGCACCCAAGACUGUCCAUGGACUUCCUUUAUCAUUCUUUGAUAUAAAAGCUAUGUGCUAAUCAUAAAAGCAACAUUGUAUCCAACCAGUCACCAUGGGUAUUCUAAUACUUCUAACUGAGGUGCUACACCUGUCACACUAACAAGAGACAAAAUACCCACAGCAAAAAGUAGAAGUUGAUGACCUCAUAGGGUUCUUCUUGUCAAAUAUCCCCAUAAUUGAUGCCAAAAGUCUCAACUGUUCUGAUAUUUCUGUAACACCAAUUUUUAUAACCUUCUCAACUGCUUAUACCAAUACCAUUGGUAAAAAAUCAAAGUUGAUGGCUAUAGACAAACCUUGCACGACCUAGUACAUGAAAUACUCAAACUAUAACCUAUUUAUAUUGAUGACAAAGAUAUAUCUUGUAUCAAAACCCACCAAAACAAUAAAAAAUGCUAUCAAGUGUAAAGCAACAGAGCUAAUAGAGAGCUAAAGAAACCAGAUCAUAAAUUUUUUUUGCAAAAUAAAUUAAACAUCUAUUAUAACAACUAUUAAGCAAUGUAUUUCAACAUUUACCAUGUAUCAAGCACUGUAGUUCAUUUGAUCAAAAUACUUUUGAACACUUAUGACAACACUGAUAGACACCAAGCAGUUAUGUUACUAACAUUUAAUCUCUACUAGCUAUCUCUACAAUCUAUUUAUCAACAUUCAAAUAUCAUAA